CCUGCCCGCCGGCGAGAGAUAGCUAGGGAGGGAGGGGGGUAACUAGCGCAGGAGGAGCCUGCUCGCCGUCCGUCGAGAUGGCGGCGGGGAACGAGUGGAUCAACGGGUACCUGGAGGCGAUCCUCGACGCGGGGUCGAAGCUGCGGCCGCAGGGGGUGCAGCUGCCGCCGCUGGAGACGGCGCCGGCGCUCGCGGCCGAGGAGUCCAGCGCCGCCUACAAUCCGACCAGGUACUUCGUGGAGGAGGUGGUCAGGAGCUUCGACGAGCAGGCCCUCCACAAGACAUGGACAAAGGUGGUUGCGAUGCGGAACAGCCAGGAGCGCAGCAACCGGCUGGAGAACCUGUGCUGGAGGAUCUGGAACGUCUCCAGGCAGAAGAAGCAGGUGGAGUGGGAUUACACGAAAGAGGUGGCCCGGCGGAAGCUUGAGCAGGAGCUGGGCAGCCGGGAGGCCGCCGAGGACCUAUCCGAGCUCUCCGAGGGCGAGAAGGACACCACCACCGCCAAGCCCGACGCCGCUCCCGCUGUUGCGGAGGCGCACGCCGAUGAUGGCGAGCACCAGCAGCCGCAGCCGCGCACCCGGCUCGCGAGGAUCAACUCCGAGGUGCGGCUCGUCUCCGACGACGAGGAGGAGCAGACCAAGAAGAGGAACCUCUACAUCGUCCUCAUCAGCAUCCACGGGCUGGUGCGCGGGGAGAACAUGGAGCUCGGCCGAGACUCCGACACCGGUGGCCAGGUGAAGUACGUGGUGGAGCUGGCCCGUGCGCUGGCGGCGACGGCGGGGGUGCACCGGGUGGACCUGCUGACGCGGCAGAUCUCCUGCCCCGACGUGGACUGGACCUACGGCGAGCCCGUGGAGAUGCUGGAGCGCCUGUCCUCGGCGGACGCGGACGACGACGACGGCGAGCAGUCCGGCGGCGGUGCCUACAUCGUGCGGCUGCCGUGCGGGCCCAGGGACCAGUACAUCCCCAAGGAGGAGCUGUGGCCGCACAUCCCGGAGUUCGUGGACCGCGCGCUCUCGCACGUCACCGAGGUCGCGCGCGCGCUCGGCGACCAGCUCCAGCCUCCUCCUUCUCCGGCCGACGGCGCGGUGGCGGCACCCAUCUGGCCGUACGUGAUCCACGGCCACUACGCGGACGCGGCGGAGGUGGCGGCGAACCUGGCGAGCGCGCUGAACGUGCCCAUGGUCAUGACGGGCCACUCGCUGGGGCGCAACAAGCUGGAGCAGCUGCUCAAGCUCGGCCGCAUGCCCGGCCCCGAGAUCCAGGGCACCUACAAGAUCGCGCGCCGGAUCGAGGCCGAGGAGACCGGGCUCGACACCGCGGAGAUGGUGGUCACCAGCACCAAGCAGGAGAUCGAGGAGCAGUGGGGCCUCUACGACGGCUUCGACCUCAUGGUGGAGCGCAAGCUCAGGGUAAGGCAGCGUCGCGGCGUCAGCAGCCUCGGACGGUACAUGCCGCGCAUGGCGGUCAUCCCGCCCGGCAUGGACUUCAGCUUCGUCGAGACACAGGACACGGCUGAGGGGGAUGGCGCCGACCUGCAGAUGCUCAUUGCUCCCGACAAGGCCAAGAAGGCUCUGCCUCCCAUUUGGUCAGACGUGCUGAGGUUCUUCACCAACCCCCACAAGCCGAUGAUCCUGGCGCUGUCACGGCCGGACCCGAAGAAGAACGUCACCACGCUGCUCAAGGCCUACGGCGAGAGCCGCCAGCUCCGGGAGCUCGCAAACCUGACGCUGAUACUAGGGAACAGGGAUGACAUCGAGGACAUGGCCGGCGGCGGCGGCGCGGUGCUCACGGCCGUGCUCAAGCUCAUCGACCGAUACGACCUCUACGGCCAGGUGGCCUACCCAAAGCACCACAAGCAGACGGACGUGCCUCACAUCUACCGCCUCGCCGCCAAGACCAAGGGAGUAUUCAUCAACCCAGCUCUUGUAGAGCCGUUCGGCCUCACAAUCAUCGAGGCUGCUGCUUAUGGUUUGCCGGUGGUUGCGACCAAGAACGGCGGGCCGGUGGACAUCCUGAAGGCGCUCCACAACGGGCUGCUGGUGGACCCGCACUCGGCGGAGGCGAUCACCGGCGCGCUGCUGAGCCUGCUGGCGGAGAAGUCGCGGUGGGUGGAGUGCCGCCGCAACGGCCUCCGCAACAUCCACCGCUUCUCGUGGCCGCACCACUGCCGCCUCUACCUCUCCCACGUCUCCACCUACUGCGACCAGCCCUCGCCGCACCAGCCGCUCCGCGUGCCCCUCGCCCUGGGCUCCUCCACCAGCUUCGGCGCCGACGACUCGCUCUCCGACUCGCUCCGCGGCCUCUCGCUCCAGAUAUCCGUGGACGCCUCCAGCGACCUCAACGCCGCCGACUCCGCGGCCGCCAUCAUGGACGCGCUCCGCCGGCGCCCGGCCUCCGAGAAGCCGGCGAGCUCCGGUGCCAGGGCGCUCGGCUUCGCGCCCGGCCGGCGGGAGAGCCUCCUGGUGGUCGCCGUCGACUGCUACGGCGACGACGGCAAGCCGGACGUCGAGCAGCUGAAGAAGGCCAUCGACGCGGCGGUGUCGGUUGGUGAAUGCGCGGGAGCGAAGCAGGGGUACGUGCUGUCGACCGGCAUGACCAUCCCCGAGGCCGCCGAGGCGAUCAAGGCGUGCGGCGCCGACGUAGCCAGCUUCGACGCGCUGAUAUGCAGCAGCGGCGCCGAGCUAUGCUACCCGUGGAAGGAGCUCGCGGCCGACGAGGAGUACUCCGGGCACGUCGCGUUCCGGUGGCCCGGCGACCACGUGAAAUCCGCCGUGCCCAGGCUCGGGAGCAUGGAGGAGAUCGCCCUCGCAAUCGACCGCCCCGCCUGCUCCGUGCACUGCCACGCCUACACCGCCACGGACGCAUCCAAGGUGAAGAAGGUGGAUUCGAUCAGGCAGGCGCUGCGGAUGCGCGGCUUCCGGUGCAACCUCGUCUACACGCGCGCCGGCACGCGGCUCAACGUCAUCCCUCUCUCCGCUUCCCGGGCGCGCGCUCUCAGGUACCUGUCGAUACAGUGGGGGAUCGAUCUCUCCAAGGUGGCGGUGCUCGUCGGCGAGACCGGCGACACCGACCGCGAGAGGCUGCUCCCGGGAGUGCACAGGACACUCAUCUUGCCGGGGAUGGUCGCCCGCGGCAGCGAGGAGCUCCUCCGGGGCGACGACGGGUACACCAUGGCGGACGUCGUGGCCAUGGACUCCCCCAACAUUGUCACGCUCGCGGAAGGCCAGUCUGCAUCCGAGAUCCUCAAGGCCAUCUGAGAGCGUGCUCUGCUCUGCUGUGCUUCUGUCUUCCACAUCCGGGACGUAGUAGCUCCACUUCGAUUAUUUCACCUGUGAUUUUGGCAGGAAGAUGACUGCAGAAUUGCAUUUGCAUAUACCGUAUACCUGUGCAAGCAUGAGCAAAACAUGUCAGCUAAUAAUUCUUCAAUGUUUUGGCCAUGCCUCCGUGAGGUAUGCUUCUGUACAUACUAUAAAGGAACAGAGAGAAAAACGCAAGAAUGAAAGAAAGAAAUAUUUUCAAUGUAA
Lolium rigidum is the source of this 3527-nucleotide messenger RNA. RefSeq names its product probable sucrose-phosphate synthase 5. Lineage: Eukaryota; Viridiplantae; Streptophyta; Magnoliopsida; Poales; Poaceae. The transcript has 11 exons. The record is from RefSeq and is a predicted model, not a curated record. The coding region runs from base 78 to 3260 and encodes 1060 amino acids. Gene Ontology annotation, biological process: sucrose metabolic process. Gene Ontology annotation, molecular function: sucrose-phosphate synthase activity.